Molecule: messenger RNA, 3215 nt
Organism: Magallana angulata
Lineage: Eukaryota; Metazoa; Mollusca; Bivalvia; Ostreida; Ostreidae
Product: beclin 1-associated autophagy-related key regulator-like
Exons: 9
Coding region: 405-1826 (473 amino acids)
Biological process (GO): mitophagy; cellular response to starvation; autophagosome assembly
Cellular component (GO): extrinsic component of omegasome membrane; mitochondria-associated endoplasmic reticulum membrane contact site; phosphatidylinositol 3-kinase complex, class III
Source: RefSeq, a predicted model, not a curated record
GAACAUUGAUCCAAUACAUAUAGAUGUACAACAACCAGACGAUUGUAAAAGCAAAAUGACAGGAAAAAAACCCUGAGCAAAUCGAAUCAUGUUUAACAGUUUAAGUGUUGAUUACGUUAUGAUAAUGCUAAUUUUAACCUGUUACACAUGAAGGUCGGUGGAAUCAAGAUGGGGACCAAUGGUGAUUCAACUUUUUGUGCUUUCAUGACAGCAAAACAGUUACAUUUUUCCUUUCAAUGUUAACGACAUAUUGAGUGAAAAGACAAUUUAUCCCUCUCAGCAUAUACUAGUAGUCGUUUCAUAAGUUUUUUUUUACUUUUAAGCCUUUUUGGAUAAUGCGCCGGAAAUCUUUGAGAUGGUUUUUCUUUUAGAAAACCAAUUACGUCAUUUCCAUUUUUAUUAUAAUGGCGACCUCCAGUUCUUGUGAAAGCAACUUAGCUCCAACAGAAUUUAACUUGACCAGUUCGAUAGAAAGUUCCCCUGGUCUCACUGUCGCCAUAGAACGAUGCCCCUUAUGCGAUGGAAGUAGGCGGUCAUUUCAUUGCAGAAAAUGUGUCAACGAAGGACUCUUUGUUCACACGAAAGGAAGCCAUCCUGAAAGAUACAAAGAAAAGAGAUUCAAGCUUGAUCAUUUGCAAAAAGAAAGACAAGGAAGGUUGGAGAGGGUACAAGAUGCACUGAAACAGCACAUGCAAAGAGACAAACAAAUCGGGGAAAUUGAAAAAUGCAAAGAGAGGAUAAACCUGUUAAAAAUGGCUCUCGCAGCAGCAAAAGAAAAGAAGAGGAAAAGUAAAGAAAUUUUCGACAAGAAAAAGAGAGAAAACUAUGUACGGGUUGUGAGAGGUCGAAAACAUGAAGAGAAGAAAAAGCGCAUUUAUUCCUACAUUGAAACAGUGAGAAUGUCAAAUGAAGAGAAAAAAGAGCUUUGUUUACAGAAAAAGAGGGAACUAGCUGCAGAGAGGAAGAUACAGGUCCAGAGAUUGGUGGAGUUUAUCUUUCAGGUGGAGGAAGUGGCUCUUAUUAGUGAGUCAGACUCGAUGGCUGUGAGCACAGUGAGUGCCCUGCGAGAUGCGAGUCACACGGCCUAUGUCAGAGGGCAGUGGGUGUAUACUGAUGGUAGUGGCGAGGCCCAGUACAGGAUCGUGGAGCCCACCCUACCCUGCAGUGGGGACUACUCAGCCUAUAAUCUGUGGGUGGCCGCUAGUCAGGAAAAUGGUGGUAACCCAGACAACAGUUUAAGGAACCCAGGUCACAGAAUCAGUGCGGGUUUGUGCUAUGCUAGUCAGAUGACAGCCAUCCUCAGUCAUAUACUGGACAUCCGCCUGCCAAGAAAACAGCCUUAUAGUGAGUUUUGUACAAAUGAGAUCACAGAGCGACAGUUCAAGCACAGUGUGGCCUCUCUCAACCAGAACAUCCUGUAUCUGUGCUUCUCCCAGAGUGUGCCCAAUCCCGAGCGGCUUGACCCCCGCAACACCCUCCAGAACAUUGUGGUGCUACUCUCCUGUCCUUUAUUGGGAAGGAACUCCAACUUUGAAAUUGACAAAGACCUGAUGGCAUCCAUUGAAGACUCUAUCAUAUUUCAAGAGGAAGAUUCGGAUACUGGAGGAAUGGAGGAUGAAAUGAUCAAUGAUUGGGAACAGGUGUCAGAGGAUGUGACCUAUGUGACAGAUGUUCCAGCCCGAUCUGGAUAUAGCAGCACUCUAUCCAACAUCCAGACAAUGUCGUAUCCAGGUCAACCUCCGGAACAAUUGACUGCCAGUGGUUUUGUUACAUCAGCAGCCACGUCUUUCAUGUCAUUAUUCAGGGGAGGGGAUCACAAGAGCUGACAUCGGAGAAUUCUUGAGAAAGAUAUUAGAAAACGCAUUUUAAAUAAAUCAGUAUUUUUUACCCAUCCCAAUCACACAUGUACAGUGAUUGUGUCAAAGUAAAAUUUUUAUUUUUUUCAGGAGUGAAAAUUUUUUCAUGGCAACUAAUAUUUUUGAGUGAUGUUUUGGAAGCAUUAUUGUUUUUGAUUGGCCUUGAAUAAACUUUACGUAAUUAAAACUUAGGUCUUCUACCAAUUUUUUGAAAACAUAACGAUUAGAAUAUUCUUGAAGGGUGGCCUGUUAUCCCAUGGUCAUAAGUGGUUGACUGUUACAUUUUAAGGUUAUUUGUGGAGUUUAAGGUCAAAUUUAUCAGAAUUACAUGUAUUAUGAUAUAGUUUAAAACUGAUUUAUUGUAUGCAAUAAUAAAUGUUCUCUAUCAUGCAAAAAAUCCAUUUAUUUACUAACAACUCCAAUUCAAAGGAUAACUCAACAAACCAUAGCUGUAUUCAGAUAGUGCCUCAAUAUGCCUUGUGCAAUCAUUCUUAUCAUAAUGAUAAAAAGCAUUGUGAUAUGAGCUUUACUGCAUUGUUUAUGGCAUUGCAUGGUGUACAUGUCAUAGCUUCAACUGCAGAGAUUAGAUGAUGCCAUUAUUUAUUGGUAAAAAAAUUUUGUGGUGAAAAUGAUAAGAAUUUAAAAUUCUUUUACAUGACAUUUUGCUUACCUCAAAUCACAAAAUCAUGAAUUUUUUAAUGAUGUUUAUGAAAAUACCAAAUGCAUGUCUUUUUUGGUCUCCCAGCUGUUCCUCAGGGUUUGUUUAUUUGUUAAUGAAUGUAUGUUUAUAUUACUUUUUUUUCACUAAACUUGGCAAGGCAUCCUCCUUUAAAUGUUCAAGAAAAAAUGUAACAAGUUAUUGGAUGCAAAUUUUAAUUUUGGAUUUUUUUUUCUAAAGAGAUAAAGAAUCAUUAUUUGAGUAUUAGGUAGUGAUCAAGAAAGAAUAUUAAAUGAAGAAUGAAAUGAUAAUAUUAUAAGACAGAUAUGUACGGUAUAUAAAAUUUUGUAUUCAAUUGUUGUUUUUCAAGUCUCCUGAAAACUCUUUAAUCAUCUCAUAUUGCCCCUAAAUCUUUUCGAUAAAUUUGUGCUAAAAUUAUGUUUCUGAAAUGUUUUUGGUACAACUUUGAUAUGUGGUUCACUUAUUUACAUUCAGUUGAGUGGUUGAUGCUUUUUAUUGCCUAUUAGGUACAGUUGGUUUUAGUGUUUCGAAAAUCUAUUCUGACUUUUUCAAUGAGCAUUUACCUUGCCAUUUCCAAGACAAUAUGCAAUAUUUUAAGCAGAUUCCUGUAUGGUUUACUUUUACCUGUAGUUUUGUUUUGUUUUAUUUUUUUCCAUUGAUAAAUAUAUUUAUUUACUAUA